Pongo pygmaeus (Bornean orangutan) is the source of this 1217-nucleotide messenger RNA. RefSeq names its product engrailed homeobox 2 (gene EN2). Lineage: Eukaryota; Metazoa; Chordata; Mammalia; Primates; Hominidae. Gene Ontology annotation, cellular component: nucleus. Gene Ontology annotation, biological process: neuron differentiation; multicellular organism development; regulation of transcription by RNA polymerase II. The transcript is spliced from 2 exons. Gene Ontology annotation, molecular function: RNA polymerase II cis-regulatory region sequence-specific DNA binding; DNA-binding transcription factor activity, RNA polymerase II-specific. The record is from RefSeq and is a predicted model, not a curated record. The coding region runs from base 10 to 1017 and encodes 335 amino acids.
GUCAACAGCAUGGAGGAGAAUGACCCCAAGCCUGGCGAAGCGGCGGCGGCGGUGGAGGGACAGCGGCAGCCGGAAUCCAGCCCCGGCGGCGGCUCGGGCGGCGGCGGCGGCGGCGGUAGCAGCCCAGGAGAAGCGGACACCGGGCGCCGGCGGGCUCUGAUGCUGCCCGCGGUCCUGCAGGCGCCCGGCAACCACCAGCACCCGCACCGCAUCACCAACUUCUUCAUCGACAACAUCCUGCGGCCCGAGUUCGGCCGGCGAAAGGACGCGGGGACCUGCUGUGCGGGCGCGGGAGGAGGAAGGGGCGGCGGAGCCGGCGGCGAAGGCGGCGCGAGCGGUGCGGAGGGAGGCGGCGGCGCGGGCGGCUCGGAGCAGCUCUUGGGGUCGGGCUCCCGAGAGCCCCGGCAGAACCCGCCGUGUGCGCCCGGCGCGGGCGGGCCGCUCCCAGCCGCAGGCAGCGACUCUCCGGGUGACGGGGAAGGCGGCUCCAAGACGCUCUCGCUGCACGGUGGCGCCAAGAAAGGCGGCGACCCCGGCGGCCCCCUGGACGGGGCGCUCAAGGCCCGCGGCUUGGGCGGCGGCGACCUGUCGGUGAGCUCGGACUCGGACAGCUCGCAAGCCGGCGCCAACCUGGGCGCGCAGCCCAUGCUCUGGCCGGCGUGGGUCUACUGUACGCGCUACUCGGACCGGCCUUCUUCAGGUCCCAGGUCUCGAAAACCAAAGAAGAAGAACCCGAACAAAGAGGACAAGCGGCCGCGCACGGCCUUUACCGCUGAGCAGCUGCAGAGGCUCAAAGCUGAGUUCCAGACCAACAGGUACCUGACAGAGCAGCGGCGCCAGAGCCUGGCGCAGGAGCUCAGCCUCAACGAGUCACAGAUCAAGAUUUGGUUCCAGAACAAGCGCGCCAAGAUCAAGAAGGCCACGGGCAACAAGAACACGCUGGCCGUGCACCUCAUGGCACAGGGCUUGUACAACCACUCCACCACGGCCAAGGAGGGCAAGUCGGACAGCGAGUAGGGUGGGGGCAUGGAGGCCAGGUCUCAGUCCGUGCUAAACAAUGCAAUAAUUUAAAAUCAUAAAGGGCCAGUGUAUAAAGAUUAUACCAGCAUUGAUAGUGAAAAUAUCGUGUAUUAGCUAAGGUUCUGAAAUAUUCUAUGUAUAUAUAAUUUACAGGUGGUAUAAAAUUCAAAAUAUCUGACUAUAAAAUAUUUUUUUGA